AUGGAAGAAGAUUGCUGCAAGUGGCAAGGUGUGGAAUGCGACGCUGCAGGCCGUGUUAUCACUUUGCAGCUCGACUACGAGGCUCUUUCAGGUACCAUUGAGGAUCUAUCUACGCUUUCAAGCUUUAUAUACCUGAAGAAGCUAAACUUAGGAUACAAUUCACUCAGUGGGAGCAUCCCACCAUCUCUUUUUAGCCUUCCCUCACUGCAGCAACUUAAACUUUCCAACAACAAUUUUAGUGGCCAUGUUGAUGAGUUUCUGUCUCCUAGUUUCUCUCACUUGGAAGAGCUAGAUUUGAGUGGAAACCGCCUUGAAGGGCCUAUUCCCAACUCUUUCUUUAACCUGGCUAGCCUUCAGCUUCUCUCGCUCACUAACAACUUCUUCAAUGGCACUUUUCGACUUGACAAGAUCAGAAGGCUUCAGAAUCUCACAACUCUUAAUCUUUCCCAUAACAACCUAUCUGUUGAUGUAAACAACAUCAACUCACCUUUUUCUACAUUUCCCCAACUCUACCAAUUGAGCCUAGUUUCUUGCAACCUUUCCGAUUUCCCUGAUCUUCGCAGCCAAUCUAGUUUGCGAUUUUUGGACCUGUCAAACAACAGACUCAGAGACGAAAUUCCCAACUGGAUAUGGGAGAUAGGGAGUGGAGAGUUUUGGCAAUUGAAUCUUUCUUGUAAUCACUUUGUGGAUCUACAGAAGCCUUAUAGAAUUCCUGAUUCUCUUCAAGUUCUGGAUUUGCACUCGAAUCAUCUCGGGGGUGAGUUGCCCUUGCCUAAAGAAAGAGCUCUGUACAUAGAUUACUCAAACAACAAGUUUGACAAGGCCAUUCCAACCAACAUUGGAACCUACCUUUCCAAUCUCAUUUUUUUCUCUGUUUCGAGUAAUAGUUUGAGCGGAACAAUUCCAUCCACCCUCUGCGAAGCUGCGUAUCUUCAAGUUGUUGAUUUGUCUUUUAAUAACCUGAGUGGUAAUAUACCUCCUUGUCUGCUCCAAAACACUGAGAAUCUUGGGGUGUUCAGCCUGAGGAGCAACAACAUCAGUGGUGAUAUUCCAGAUGAAUUCUCUGAAAAUUGUGGCCUAGAAACUUUGGAUUUUAAUGGUAACAACUUAGGAGGAAAAAUUCCAAAGUCCUUGGAAUACUGCACUUCAUUAACUGUGUUGAAUGUUGGAGAUAACAACAUCGAUGGGGGCUUCCCGUGCAUGCUUCCCUCUAGCUUACGCGUGCUUGUCUUGCGCUCCAACAAAUUCCAUGGAGAGAUCACAUGCACCAAACAUUGGCCUGAUCUUCAAAUCAUGGACAUAUCUUCCAACCACUUCAGUGGCUCUCUCUACCAAGUGGGAUUCUCGAGUUGGAGCCGAAUGGUGCUAGGCAGCGAUGGGCAGUCAAGGCGAGAGCAACUCCACUUUGACUUUCUGAAUCUGAAAAACUUCUACUACCAAGACGAGGUGACACUAACGAUCAAAGGCUCGAAGCUGAAGCUUCCCAAGAUUUGGACAGAGUUUACAUCUGUUGAUUUCUCUGAUAAUGAUUUCCAUGCAGAGAUACCAGAAGAAAUAGGUUAUUUGAGCUCGCUUGUUUAUCUCAACUUAUCCCACAAUACCCUCACCAGCACAAUCCCAAGGUCGUUGGGGAACAUGGAGGCCCUUGAAGCACUUGAUCUCUCAGUGAACCAACUAACAGAGAUGAUCCCGGUUGAGCUUGGACAUAUCAAUAACCUUGCAGUCUUCAAUGUGUCCUACAAUAAGCUGGUGGGACGGAUACCGGAUAGUCCUCAAUUUGCAACAUUUGAAUAUUAUUCAUUUGAAGGAAACGCAGGGCUAUGCGGUUUUCCUAUGGGCAUAAGCUGCAGUGACCGUGAUCCACGAGAACAUGAAAACCAGCAGAGAGAUGGAAAGUCGAAUAUGGAGGAGAAUUAUAUAUCUGGUGAGGUUGGAUACAUUGUGGGGUUAGGAAGCACCAUAUGGCUACUUGUGUUGUGCCCAUGUUUGAGAGAAAUGUACUUUGGAAAGGUAGAUGAGGUUCUUGCAAACAUAUCCGACCGCCAACCAAGGAGAAGAAUAGCAGCCAUGAAUCAACAUAGGAGGAGACAAUAG
Molecule: messenger RNA, 2094 nt
Organism: Salvia hispanica
Lineage: Eukaryota; Viridiplantae; Streptophyta; Magnoliopsida; Lamiales; Lamiaceae
Product: receptor like protein 27-like
Molecular function (GO): protein binding
Source: RefSeq, a predicted model, not a curated record